UGUCGCAAGCACGACGAGAAAAAAGUUUCUUCAUUCCAGAAAUGGUCGUUUCCUGUCUCUAUCUUAUCACCGUUUUCCUUUCGUGCAAUAUCAAAUAGACCAAAUCUUUGAACCAAUUAAUGACUACCCACCGUGAAAUAGUUUUCCUUUCAAACUCUAAUAUGCCCCCCCCGUGAUUGCUGUUUCACGUCAGCCAACGGUAGUGUACCACGUGAUCGAGAUUUCAGAGCUAGAUAGACAAAUUUACAAGUGAAUCGAAGGCAGACGAACCCAUUGCACCACGUUUUAGAACAAAAAGAAGUUAUUAGAGUGGUUAAAUUGAUGACUUGUGUCUCAAAUCACUGUUCGUUGGAGUUAUUUUGGGGUAUUGACCACCAUCUGUGUGGCUUGCGAACAAGAACAAGAGCAGCAGCAGCAGCCAGAAUAUGGUGGACUGCAAUCUAUUGUUCGUGUCUGACAGCCCAGGGCUGUGUGUGCACAGAAGCGUGUUGGGCUGUUUUCUUAAUUGGAUUCGACCGACCGAGUAUGUGUGUGUGUGGGUUGAACGAUGGAUAUGUGUUAAUGUUUUUGUGUGUGUCUGUGGCAUCCCAUCAGGGGGAAACCAACCAAGGAUCAAGCCAGGAUUGCUGCUGCUGGUGGAGUUGACGGUGGUGGGCUGUCAGGAUAAAACAUGGAGAGCUCUUCAGGUGCUGGCAGCCGAGCCAUAAUGGCUCCAACAGUGACUGUCAGCGGGAUCGCUCCUACCAAUAGUGGCAGCAGCCCAGGAGCCCAUAACAGCACUACUACUACCACGUUGGUGAUGAAGCCAACGGCUGAGAGCCUCACCAGCAUCACGGCCCAUCGGCGGAAGCGUUUGGUACGCUCGGAAAACGUCUGCUGCAGCCAUCACCAAGGAUGGGAGGCGAUUUUCCGCGAGUCGCUACUCCACAUGGCCUGGCCCAUCUCGAUGAGUCUCGGCUCGGAUCAAACCGAUUCCCUGGCCAUGACCGACUUUCUACCCCUGAAAAUCAGUUCGUCAUCGUCGGAUCUGGUCUCUCGGCGAGGAGCAUUCAGCCGGCGUCAUUACGGAUCAGUGGAACUGCUGCCGCAAACGGAAACGGAGAGCGGAGGAGAUGCGAUGAAGUGCCGCAGAUUUCGACUGGAGAACGGCGAAGGAGUCGGCGAUAGAGAUGAAGUCUACAAUUCACCGACCACGCCCGUCCUGGAGAAUCCGGAAUACCAAACGCGUUGGUAUUUUAAAUACUUUCUCGGCAAAUUGCACCAGAUUUACGUGGGCACAGACAGCGAGAAACAGCCGUUCUUCAUCUCUGUCGUCUUGACGGAUUCCAACAAUCAGGGCGCUCCGCAGUACAAAGCCAUCCUGUGGAAGAAAACGGGAGCCCAGAAAAUUUAUCUUCCGCACACUCCCGGUCGGCCGUUAAAUGUCAAACAGAUUCUCAGCAAUUUCCAAAAUAUGGACAGACUGGAGAAGAGCCCCAAAGAGGUCGUGUCUCCUGAACUUCAAAAGAGUCUACUCUUGUUGGAAGAGCAGGAAGGAUCAGUCAACUUUAAAUUCGGCGUCCUCUACGCCAAAGCCGGCCAAGGAUCCGACGACGAAAUGUUCAGCAAUGAGCGCGGCAGCAAAGAGUUUGAGCGGUUCCUGACGAUCCUGGGCAACAAGAUCCGUCUCAAAGGAUGGGACAAGUAUCGCGGUGGCCUCGACGUCAAAGGGGAUAUGACGGGAGCCUACAGUGUCCACACAAUCUACGAAGGGCACGAGAUCAUGUUUCACGUCUCGACUCUGCUGCCCUACUCCAAGGAUAACAAGCAACAAUUGGAAAGGAAGAGACACAUUGGUAAUGAUAUCGUCAACAUUGUCUUCCUUGACGGAACGCCGGAAGAGAUGGCCGCCUUCUCUCCCAACUGCAUCAAAUCUCAAUUCACACAUAUCUUCGCUUUGGUCACGUAUUUACCCGGAGAGGACGCGUAUCGGUUCCACAUUUAUUCGGAAGAGUCGGUGCCACUUUUCGGUCCGUCGCUUCCGUCUCCUCCCAUCUUCCCCAAAGUGCCCGACUUUCGAGAGUUCCUGCUAGUCAAACUCAUUAAUGGCGAGAAGGCAGCUUUCAACACGCCCAUCUUCUCACAGAAACGUGAACGGACUCUGGACAUGCUCAUUAGAGACAUGUACGCCGAGGUCAUGACGGAACAUCGCGGGAGUCUGCAGAGAAGAGCUUUGAGCGAAGUGCUGCCGGAAGGUGGAAGGAGUUCCCGCCGUAGGGAAGAAGCUCGCCAGGUGGAAUUCGUUCGGGUCGGCCAAGCCCUGAAACUGGACACAAUUGUCAAAGGCGACGCUCCGACGAGUCUGGCUAAUACCGGACUAUUUCGACGCUCGCCUUGGGAGCCGCAGUGCUUUUAUCCGGAUUUCCACUACGAAAUCAUUUGCGGUGACUCGUGGUCCGAUAAUCGCCUCAUCCUGGCCACCGAAUCGGGCGUCUUUGUUGUCGAAGAGGGCGGAACAUGUCGGAUGAUUUUCGACAAGUCGGUCCAGAUCAAACAGCUGACGGUGGUCGAGGCUCACGGCAUCCUUUUGGUGAGGACCGACAGAGGGCGAGACAGCCGGAUGCACGUCUUCCGUUUGUCCAGCUUCGAGUCGGACGCCUGCGGCUCGGAGCCGGCCGCUUUCAGCCGGCAGCACAUGAAGGAACAGCGACUGGAACGAACCAAAGGAACUCAUCUCUACGCCGUUUCCAGACUGGGCGGAUCUCAUCUCCGGAUGGCUGUCGCUGUAGGCAAAAAGAUCCUUUUACUACAAUGGCGUCAUUCGGCUGCCUGGACGGCCUGGUGUCCGACCAGUGACACUGACACGGUCGAAGGCUUCCAGUAUUUAAGAGAAUUCCAGGUGAGCGAAUCUCCGCUGGUUUUGACGUUGAUUGAUUCAGGCAAUUGCUACUCGGCCGGCGGCCAAGGAGAGAAUCAGAUUUGCGUCGGCUAUCGACACCAGUUCGAUUUGAUCAACGAGCGGACCAGCGAGACCAAGAGGUUCUACAACGUCGAAGGCAAAUGGGCCCAUCUGGUGGCGGCUAUCGACGUCUACGAGGACGAAGAACCCGAAUUGCUUCUCUGUUUCAACAAUACGUGCCAUUUUCAAAAGUUGGACGAGACCAACGCUUCGAGCGAACACGAUUUCCACUGGAAUUCCGUGCCGGAAAGUAUAGUCUGCGCGUUCCCGUACAUUUUGGCCUUUACGGCCGACUCGAUUGAAGUGCGGCUGGUCAUCAAUGGCAACCUGAUCCAGGCCAUGGUCAUGCCACGCCUGUCGCUCAUUACCUCCAAGAGUGACGUCUUUUUCGCCACAACGGCCCCCGAAUUCUUCAGUCUGCGAGGUACACGCAUGGAUCACAAGGAUUCGUCUCCGCCUUCGUCGCCUCACUCUUCGCCGGAUGGCAAACCGUUCCGUCUCUAUCGGAUCCAGUUGAACAAUCUCGGGGCUGGAACGGCCGGCAAUUGCGCCGCGACGCCCGUGUCCACCACUCCGAUUCCGGCUAGAAAUCUCAAUCGAAGGUACCUAAUGGACGAUGUGUCGGCGUCGCCACCUCCGGCCAGUCGAGGCGGAAUGUCGCGAAUGGCCCGGCUCAACAGCCGCAAAGAUUUGCGCAUCCGGCUGGAGCAGCAAGGCGGUGGCGGAGGUCCAGGCAGUAAUCCAGGAAGCCCCGGCACCAGUUCCAACAGUUCCCGAGGUGGAGCUGGAAGUGGGACGGGAUUCAGCCGGAGCUGUACGGCGUCCCCGACGCCCGGCACGACGUCGCCCAACGCCCCGUCGUCGCCGCGCUCGUCGUCUUCCGGUUCGCCGAAAACGCGACCGACCCAGGUCAACACUGGACUCGGCAGCCGCAAAUUGAGCCUGAUGGCCGAGGAGCUGGAAGGUAUGCGUCACGUCUUUCUGAGCCCACCGCCCAGCCCCAAACUCUUCUUCAACAUCAAUCCGCAGAAUACGUGGGAAGCUUUCAAAUAGUUUUUCUUAUCGUUCCAGGCUAAGAAACAAAAAUCACUCUCGUUAUUCAAAUCGAGAAGAUAAAUCACCCCUCUUGGAAAAAAAAAAAUUGACUUCGGUUGUUUUGUCGUUGUUUUAUAUACAUAUAUAAAUCAUUUACUAAACUAAUUAUAUCUUAAUUUUAACAAACCAAAAAGGUAAAAAGAAAAAAAAAAUACCAAAUUUGUAAAACAAUAAGAAUUAUAUAAUAUCAAAUCGUCACGGCCCUGUGUACACAAACAUUCCCUGUCCUCCUCCCCCUUGAAUCGUCCCCACAUAGCCUCUAGCCUGUGAACCCUGUACAUCUUUAAAUAAUACUAUUAUAUUAUAUCAAACUCUGAAAGACAAAUGAAAUAUCAUAACUACCAGAUUUUUAUCAACUAUUUACAUUUCUCUUUUCAAAAUCACCUUCUCUCUAAUUCUUUCCUAUCUCCAAUUGAAUGUGAUUCCAACCUCCCAAAUUCCUGUAAUAUCAAUCCAGUCUGUAAUCCUCUCGUAAACAUUCUGUUGUCUAAUCACCACCUUCUCUAGCCCCCGCCCAAUCCAAAAUAACGUCGAAAAAACCAAAAAAACCAAAACAAACAUUAAGUGUGAUUUUUCUAGCCAUAAAAUAUGAACGGGUUUUCAGAUUCCAUCAACUACAAUAAUCUAGUCGUGCGCAAGUCUUACCGAGCUGGACGUGUACGUGCUGGACCAUCCAUCCGUUUUCCAGCGUCGUUGGCCUCUCCUUAACACGAACGAAUAAAACACACACACACACCCAGGGUUUACACAGCUGCAACUUGGGAACAAUUCACAACCCGUUCGGAUUUUGGAGUUUUGGAUUUAUUUUUUUUUCAACUCCCUGACGUGAUCCUAUCCUUCAAGAAAAAAAAAAAAAUAAGAAUAAUAAUAAAUACCGGUGUUUUAAAACCCCACGUACGCUUUCGAUACUGGAUUUCUCUCAAUACAGAAACAAAAUUGCGA
This is a messenger RNA of Daphnia pulicaria, 4975 nucleotides long. Its product is annotated as GTPase-activating Rap/Ran-GAP domain-like protein 3. Gene Ontology annotation, cellular component: cytoplasm. The record is from RefSeq and is a predicted model, not a curated record. Gene Ontology annotation, biological process: activation of GTPase activity; regulation of small GTPase mediated signal transduction. Gene Ontology annotation, molecular function: GTPase activator activity. The coding region runs from base 671 to 3991 and encodes 1106 amino acids. Lineage: Eukaryota; Metazoa; Arthropoda; Branchiopoda; Diplostraca; Daphniidae. The transcript has 22 exons.